Molecule: messenger RNA, 5998 nt
Organism: Girardinichthys multiradiatus
Lineage: Eukaryota; Metazoa; Chordata; Actinopteri; Cyprinodontiformes; Goodeidae
Product: polymeric immunoglobulin receptor-like
Exons: 17
Coding region: 3310-4851 (513 amino acids)
Source: RefSeq, a predicted model, not a curated record
UUGAGGAAGGCUCAAAAACACCUAUUUGGAUUAUUACACAAGUGAACAGAUUCAUUGGAAACAUACAACACAGCUCUUCGCUACAUCUGCAAGUGCAAGUCAGAUCUCUAUCAUGUAAAGCGAAGCCAUAUAUCAACACCCAGAAACACCGCCGGUUUCUCUGAGCCCAAGCUGAGAUGGAGUUACGCAAAGUGGAAAUGUGUGCUGUGGUCUGGUAGGUCCACAUUUGAAAUUGUUUUUGGAAACCAUGGAUGCUGUGUCCGCUGGGCCAAAGAGGAAAAGAAAUAUCCGGAUUUUUAUCAGCACAAAGUUUAAAAGCAAGCAUCCAUGAUGGUACAGGGAUGUGUUAGGGCCCAUGGACUGGCUAACUUUCACUUAGAGCAACAAACGCUUCAGGGACGUCACUGCUUAUAUUAGCAAGACAUUGCCAAGCCGCAUUCUGUACAUGUUACAACAGCAUGGCUAUGUAGUAAGAGAGUGCAGUACUAGACUGGCCUGCCUGUAGUCCAGACCAUGCUACCAUUGAAAAUGCGUGGCACACUGAAGUUGUACAAAAAGCAAGAAUGGGAAACACUUCCACCUACAAAGCUUCAACAAUUAGUGUCAUUAGUUCCCAAACACUUAUUGAGUGUUGUCAAAAGGAAAGGUGAUAUAACACAGUGGUAAACAGGGCCCAUGUACCAGCUUUUUGGAAAGUGUUGGAUGUAUCAAAUUCAAAAGUGAAUGUUAGCAAAAAAACAAUAAAACUUUUCAGUUUGAACAUUAAAUAUCUUGUUUUUGUAGUGUAUUAAACUGUAUAUAGGUUGAACAGGAUUUCCAACUUCUCUGGAAUUGGGGUUGUACUUUUUCUUACAAUUGUUGCUAGUUCAUGGUGUUGUUUGUCCUCAUGUCAAACAGCUGCUGCAACACGGUGAAUAAAACCCAAAGUAUUGAGGAAGGUUCAGUGUCCAUCAGCUGCCUGUAUGACUGAGUCUGUCAACAACCUGAUGUUUGUCUGCAGUGGAAACCGUCCUUCCACAUGUCUACAGCAAGCAGUAGUCCCUUCCAACAACACAUAAAAUGGACAAUUCAGACUCACUGAUGACAGGAAGUCUAGAAUAUUCACAGUGACCAUUUCCAGUCUGACCCUGAAUGAUUCUGGGUCGUAUCUUUGUGGUGUCCAAAGAAACUCAGGGCUGGAUGUUUCCUCUGCUGUUGAAUUGGAGGUCAAAGAAUGGUGCUGUGUGGAGUCCAAGGACAUGAGCGGCAUUAUGGGACAUACUGUAACCUUCCAGUGUCCUUAUCCGCCUCAUCAUAGUAAUAAUACGAUGUUCCUUUGCAAAGGAAACAAGCGCAGCAACUGCACAGACAUGGCUUAUCAAAGCAGGUUCAUGCGGCAUAAUCGUACUGCAACAUUUGUUUCUGUGAUGAUCACAAAUCGUGAAGCAGAGGAUUCGAGGACAUACUGGUGUAGAUCAGACCUAGAGUGGAGUGUGGGAAACUACAUGCAGUUUCAUCUGUCUGUUGAGAAAGAACAGAGUGAUACGUCAGGACAGCCCAAGAUGAAAGUUGAUGGAGAGGUGGCUGGAUGAGGGAGAAUGAUGUGGAGCCUGGGAGGACGGGUAUAAGCUGCUGCCAAAUCGGGGACCUUCCCAAGGAAAUGGUGAGCGCUCUGGUGGAGGUUCCGGAUCCAGACAGAAGCUUGGAGAAAGGACUGAAGAUCUCUAGAGCCUGAGACUAGGACAGUGGGUUUCCUAGGAAGGAGCACACAAUCAGGUUGAUGGAAAUGGGAAACACCUGCUACCCUCAGCAAUGGAGGAUCUUGGCGGCAUCUAGUGACACACUCCAUGAUGUUGAGAUCAGGGCUGUGUGGGGGCCAUACCACCACUUCCAGGAAUCUCAAGGUGUUCCCAGGCCAGACGGGAUUUAUAGUCUCUCUAGCAACUUCCAGGUCUUUCCUCGGGUCUCCGCCCCAGUGGAACAUUCCUGGAAAACCUCCAAAGGGAGACGCCCAGGAGGCAUCUUGAUCCUAUGUUAUACCACCUCAAUUGGUUACAGCAGCUCUACUUCAGGCUCCCCCAGGUGACGAAGCUGUGUCCGGCCACCCUACAGAGGAAGCUCAUUUCAGCCACUUGUAUCUGUCCAAGCUCAAGUAUCCCGAAGCUGCAAGUGAAUAAGUAUAAAUGUUCAGUUGUUGGGUGUAUUAACCCAUACAAUUCAAUGCUGGUGAAGACCAGCAAGAUGAGUGGGUUUGUGGGAUGUCUCAUUAUAUUGCCCUGUUCCUGUCCCCUGCAACACUGGAAUAACAGGAGGUUCCUCUUCACCAAUGUGACAACUGCACUGACGUGGUGACGAGGAGAAGCAGGUUCACUCUGCAAGGCCAUAUCUCUUCCCGCGCUGUCUUAGUGGUGAUCACAAAGCUGGAAGCAGGUGAUGCUGGGAAGUACUCAUAAGUACUGGUGUGGCAUCACAUGUUUAAAACUUUAUUCCGAUUAUGUUCAUUCACAUAUUACUUCUUUAUUUUAGGUGUUACUGUCUUUAAAAUAGUGGCUUACACAGGUUCUGCUAUCCUCUUGGUGCUUUUUGCUCUGCUCAUCACUUUUAAUGGCAAUGCAAAUGGUAGACUUAGAAGAUGCAAAAGCAUUGAUUUUAUACAGAGAUUUACUGUGAUUCAAAACAUUAAAGUACUUCCUUGAGUAUGAAACCAGCACUGACAAGAAAAACAGAACUAUACUAAGAAUAUACUAUACUUGGAAAUAAAUGUAGCAUUCUAGUUAAAAGCCUGUCCAACAACAAGGUUCAGAACAGGACAAGUGGUCUGUGUCACAAUCUGCCAUUUAGUGUUUUGUGUUUGUUUACUUUUGCUCAGUCAGGUGUUUUUCUGUUCCUCCAUGUCUUUAGCUUACGUCUUUUAGUUGUUUCUCUCUAGAUUCUUGUGUUUCAUGUGUUUGUUUAUAUUUACCUUUAGAUCUGCUUUCCCUUAGUUUUGUUAUUUAGUAGUAUCUAGUCUUCUUUGCUGCUUAGUUCCUCAUGUUCAUUAGUUUAAUUAGACACAUUACCCUCAGUCUCUCUGCAGCCUGUUCCACACCUGUUCCCUGUUCCCCAUGAUUACUCUGUCCCUCUGUUCAUUGGUUCUCCCUGUAUUCCCCGUCUGUAUUUAAGCUGGUUUGUUUUCAUUGUUCCCUGCUGGUUCCUCUCAACAACUGCCCUGUUACCUUCUUCCUAGUGGUUUAUUUUAUGUUUGGACUCCUGAACCUGUUCUCUGUGGAUUACCUGCUUGUACUCAGUACUCUGCCUGCCUGUCUAGUCGACAAAAAGAUCUGCUGAACGAUGUCGUGGAGCUAUGAAAACCUUCAGAUCUGCCUCUGCUUUGCUUUAUGUUGUGUGACCAAUGCAGUGAUCCAUGUAUCUGGAUAUGAAGGCACAGGAGUAAAUAUUGUUUGUCCCUACAAUCUCAACUUUGAGCAUCAUGAAAAGUACCUAUGUAGGAAUGAUUGUAAACAGGAUGAGGAUGUUCUGGUAAAGAGCACAGAAGGAACGAAGGGAAGAUACUCCACCAGCGAUAAUAAGGAGAAGCACACUUUCAAGGUGACCAUUUCUGAUCUAAGUUCUAAGGAUGCUGGCAAAUAUUGGUGUGGGGUGUCCAAGUUUGGAUAUGACACCUUCCCUGCAGAAGUCUCACUGAAAGUAGAGAAAGAGUGGUGUUGUGUGAAGACCACCAGGAUUAAUGGCAUUGUGGGAAGUCCCAUUAUGAUGUCCUGUCCUCAUCCACCACAACACCAGGAUAAGAGAAAGUUCCUCUGUAAGGGAGACCACCGUGAUAAUUGCACCGAUUUAGUGACAGGCGGAAGCAGGUUCACUCUGCAAGACGAUGUCUCUUCCAGCUCUUUCUUGGUGAGGAUCACAAAGCUGGAAGAAGGUGAUGCUGGGACAUACUGGUGUGGUUCUGAUUCAAAGUGGAGUCCUGGAAACUACACCAAGAUUGAGCUGACAGUUGAGUGGUGCUGUGCGAAGACAAACAACAUACAGGGCAGUGUGAGUUACCCCCUUCAUUUUUACUGCCCCUAUUCACCACAACGACGUCAUAACAGGAAGUUCCUCUGCAAGGGAGAUCAGCGCAGCAACUGCACUGAUGUGUUGUUGAGUCAAAGCAGGUUCUCUUUGCAAGAUUAUGAGUCCUCCAGUUCUUUCUCUGUGAGGAUCACAAACCUGGAAGAAGGUGAUGCUGGGACAUACUGGUGUGGUUCAGACUCGAAAUGGGGUGCUGGAAAUUACACCAAGAUUGAGCUGUCUUUAGAGUGGUGCUGUGUGAAGACUGAAAAGAUGAGGGGCAUUGUGGGACAUUCCAUUGCUUUGUCUUGUCCCUAUCCACCACACCAUUGGAAUAGCAAGAAAUUCCUCUGCAAAGGAGAACACAACGACACCUGUAAUGAUGUGUUGCUGAAUCAAGGCAGGUUCACUCUGCAAGAUAAUGUGUCGUCCAGUUCUUUCUUAGUGAAGAUCACAGAGCUGGAGGAAGAUGAUGCUGGAAUGUACUGGUGUGGUUCAGAUUCCAAGUGGAGUGCUGGAAACUACACCAAGAUUGAGCUGUUAGUAGAUGCUUCCCCUCUUAAAAUGGUGGCUUACAUUGUCCCUGCUGUCCUGCUGGUACUUUUAGUUGCUAUGUUCAUAGCAUAUGAAUCCAAAUCAAACGGAGCUCAGGCCAGGAAAGACAAGAGAAGAAGAAAGCUUGAAGCUCCAGAGAUGAAUUGUGUAAAGCCAGAAGAUUCAGUUUACAAGAACACCAGUCACAAUGAUGAAGCAGCGGAUGUCCAAGAACAACUUUAUGAAAACCUCGUAACAACAAACGACAUCAGCUCUGUAUAUAUGUAGUACAGAUCACCCACAGACAGUUAAUUUUUGCCUAACUUUUAAAGUUUUGAUUUCUUGCUUAAGCUUUUUGCUAUAGUGUCCAUAUUAUAAUCUGUAAACUUAUUGAGCUUAGCAAUAUAUAUUUAUUAAACAAAUGUUGCCUAAAUGGUACACAUUUGAACAAUAGUAGCCUGUUUUAACUUUUCAAUGUCAGACUAAAACACGGACUCUUCAAAAAACUUUAUUCAUAGCUUUGGUAGUUUCUAAAAAAUGAUGAGACAUGUAGCAACAGUGUUAACCAGUGUCAAGCCUCUACUUUCUAGAGGCUUGACCUCAGCCAAUAGGAGAGAAGCUGAAGCGAUGACGCUGUUCCAAAGACCGUUUCUGUCCAGUCCCCUUUAUUUUUACAUUUCCAGCAGUUUGUUAAAGAGGAAGAGACAAUACAGCGACCAAGGAAUGUAAAAAGGAAAGACGGCAAUAAAUUGACUCAGGGAAAUCUGUUGGGUACAAAAGGAGGAGAAAACCAAUAAAAGGACAGUGAAAUUAGAAAAAUAAUUUAUUUUUGAGGGAAAAUAAUCUUUUAAAUAUGUUUGGAUGGUAAUAAAUAUGAAAUAAGUAAACAAGUUAGUGAAAAUAAAACAAAAGGAAAUUCACUUGUAUUAAAUAAACAGGAAAAACAUUGUGUUCAAGAAAAAAUGAAAAAAAUUAUUUGAAAAUGUGGUUUUAAAUUUGUGGUUUAAAUACAUUUAUUUGAUUAAAUAGAAAUAUAUCUGAAUGGUUGAUCAAUUAUUGAAUACAUAUCUUCUUUUCAUUAUUUUGUUGCAUUUAGUUGCACUCUACUUAAUAUUUCUAGCUUUUUUUUGGUCCAGUAAUUAUUUUAUUGAGUCUUUUAUUUAUUACUUUAUGUAUUCUUCAUUAUGGCAAAAUUGGUCCUCCAUACACAGACUCCAUCCACUACCAAUUCAUAUGGAACCGGACCCUCCGUAAAAAUAUUAACAGGAUGCCCAGAAGAAACUUGGUCAUCAUCUUUUACAAUAUUAUAGAACAGCAGCAUAUUUAGGUCGGUAAUAUUAGUGGUUGACUCCCCCUAGUGGUCUGGUAUGGAAGCAAAUCGUUACCAUAUUUCAAAUGAAAAAGCAUUUUCAGAAAUGCUUUUUCAUUUUAAGAA